Messenger RNA from Kockovaella imperatae, 1154 nucleotides. RefSeq lists its product as hypothetical. The record is from RefSeq and is a predicted model, not a curated record. Lineage: Eukaryota; Fungi; Basidiomycota; Tremellomycetes; Tremellales; Cuniculitremaceae. The coding region runs from base 207 to 1115 and encodes 302 amino acids. The transcript is spliced from 4 exons.
CAAGUACAUAUAACAUUCCAUGCCACGCCGCAUCCCACCGAUCCUCGAUCCAAUCGCCUCCGAUUCAACGAGUCACAAAUAGUCUGCCCGCCCAACUCCACUGACAUCCCUCACACGCACCCGCGAGAGAUAGAGGCUGGCUGGCUGGCUGGAAGUUCACGCAGUUCCCACCACUUUUCAUAUUCCUCCUCUUUUUUUCUUGGUUGAUGUCAUCGAGUAUCGGUCGUACUAAAAGGAGACCACUCUUACCUACAUCUCAAAUAUCCUUCCUAUCACUUCCACCAGCACUCGCUCGACCACCUUCAUACAGGUCAUCGUCCAGUGUAGCUCUACCACCAGCAGCAGCAGCAGCAUCGACCUCUCGCUCACCACUCCGAUCCAUCUUUCGUAAUCCCUUUUCCUCAUCCGCGAUCAUGGCUUCCUCUUCUUCGUCCGAUGAGCAGAUCCCCGAGAUCAUCCUCAAGACUCGAGCCGCUGCCUCUGGAACGCCAGGUGAACAGGUAGAACCGAGACAGGUCCUACCGACAGAAGAUAUGGAGCCAAACCCAAGCAAGAGUAUCCCUCUCCCUCCAAACAGACAGAAAUUGAUCGACGAUGUCAUUGCCUUGUACUCGUGCGAACCGACCGUCGAACGAGUCGCUCGAUACGCGCCAGCUUGCGUCUAUGACGAUCAAUUCGUGUACGCAAAUGACCGAUACAAGAUGGCCGGUCAAUGGUUCGGACUUCCCAAGCUCUUUCCCAAGUCUGAAAACCUAGGAUACGAGAUAGUCAAAAACGACGACACCUUGAUCCAAUUCAAGAACAAGCAGCGAUGGUCAUUCCACCUGGUAUCCAAGCAAGCCACGAUCAACGCCCUGGUCUCCCUCGUACUCGACCCCGCUACCAAAGACUCCGACUUCCCCCUCAUCCUCUACCACAAGGAUCAAGCCAACGAAAAGGACUACUCACACGAAGGUUUCGGAUUCAUGUUCAAGAAGACCCAAGCUGAUCUCGUCUCGCACUUCAUGUCGAGCAAAGAGGUCAAAUACUUCAAGGGAGACGAGAAUGCGACCAAGGAGCCGGUCAGAAAGUACGGCAGCGGCACCGCCGAGGCCCCUAUGGCCACUCAUGUGUAAAUGGUAUUGCGAAUGUGACAACAAGUGUACAUGCAGAUU